This is a messenger RNA of Panicum virgatum (switchgrass), 2005 nucleotides long. Its product is annotated as fatty-acid-binding protein 2-like. The transcript is spliced from 11 exons. Gene Ontology annotation, molecular function: intramolecular lyase activity; fatty acid binding. The record is from RefSeq and is a predicted model, not a curated record. Lineage: Eukaryota; Viridiplantae; Streptophyta; Magnoliopsida; Poales; Poaceae. Gene Ontology annotation, cellular component: chloroplast stroma. Bases 384 to 1664 code for a protein of 426 amino acids.
GUUGUUGGUGCCUCCUCGCCUAGUCGCCUCGCACGGCGGGCGGAGAGCGCCGAGCCGAACCGGGAACGGAGGCGGCAGCAGCAGGGCCCCGGAGUUUAAUACGAAACCGCCACCCAGCCGCUUGCUUCCGGCCUAGUUUCGCCUCCCCCCAUUCCCUCGGAGUUGGAUUUGCUCCCGAAUCCGACGAGGAAGCUGCCACUACGCCACGCCACGCCGCCGCCGCCCGGUGAAGGAAGGCACGGAACCCUAGGCCUCGUCUCCAACCCCGCAGCGCGCGCGAGGGUCCCAUCUGCGGCCGCGCGAUCCGAGGGGCGGCCAGCCCAGAUUCUGACAAUUGUUCCUCCCAUUAAGUUCCCCAACUUCGUCUAAGGAAGUGAUUCAUUAUGAAAGACUGGUCAAUUCUCUCCAAACUUGAUCACAAUGGAGGUUACCUCCACAAGUUCCCAGUAGACUCUCCAGUAUCUCAUGAUAUUGGGUUAGGAUUGAUAUCAAAAGUUGGAAAUUUAGUUGAGUGUUCCUUUCAACAUCCAAGGCAUAUAUGUGCGACUGGAAGCGGAGCAGUUCAGGAGGCAUUCAGCUGUUUCAACAAGUUUGCUGGAGCUUUCUAUUUCUGGUUUUCUAGAGCAUCAAACCCUAAGCUAUUCCAAAGGCUAUCGGACGCUGCUGGCUCAAGUUCAAGAGCUUGUCGGUCACACAUCAAGCAGGUGACCUCUUGCUUGCAGCAUUUACCUGGAUUGCAAUUUGGUUCACAAUUAAGAGAAGAGCAUGCUAUACAAGUGCUUUUAGUGAGGCUUGCAAGUGCAACUUUUGGGCGCCUGUGGACUGAGGUGGAGGAGCGCCAUGCCUGUAAUGUUCUCAUGCUAGCUGCUGCUACCGUAAUACCACCAUUUGAGAACAUAUCACCGAAAAUGCUUGCUGAGUCAAUGGCACUAGGAAAAGAUGGUGGACAUAUCCGAGAACCUGCUGAUCAACCUUAUUCAGAGGAAAACCGUUCAGGUUGUGCUUGCUUAGCUGUGCCAAGAUUAAUCUUGCCAGAAGAUGCAACGGAACCAAAAACCGGGAUCAAGUUUCCUACUAUCCUUGAGGACAAUUCCAAUCUGAGUACGGAGGUGCUUGUUGGGAUGGGUUUCAGAAGCAUGCGAAUAAUGAGGGUCAAAAAUCUGAAUCUUUAUGCCUUUGGAUUAUACAUACAACUGGAUUCUAUCUGCAAGAAGCUGGGUCCAAAAUAUGCUUGUAUUCCAGAUGCUGAACUGAAGGAUCACCCAGAUUUCUAUGAAGAUCUUCUAAGGGAAAAUAUCGAUAUGACAGUCAGGCUAGUAGUAAGCUACAAUGGCCUGAGUAUUGGCACAGUUCGAGAUGCAUUUGAGAGGUCUCUUGGCUUCCGGUUGCAAAAGAUGAAUCCUAAUACUGAUUACCGUUGCCUGAAGACAUUUGGUUCUUAUUUUAGUGAAGACAUUCGUAUACCUGCUGGUACUAAGAUCGACUUCCGGCAAACAUCUGAUGGCCAACUAAUAACUGAAAUUGAUGGCAAACAAAUUGGCACUGUCCAGAGCAAAGAUCUAUGCAGAGCUUUCUUCGAUAUGUAUAUUGGUGAUCCCCCUGUUUCAGUGGAGACCAAACAAGACAUUGCACAAAAUGUGGCUGGACUCAUAAGACGAUGCUAGGAGAACAGGACAACUUAAUCAAAAAGAACUUGGAAUUGUUUCAUCCAUCAACACAAGGAAAGAAGAGAUAUAUAUAGAAAGGAAGCCAGGAGGAUCGACUAUAUUUAUAGCUGAUAGACAUGCAACUUGUAAACUAAACAUGCAAAAAUUUGCACCAAACUCAGAGGCCUAGCGUCCAUCUAGGCAAAUGCCUCCAUGCUUUUCAUAUGGCUUGGCAAUUGCCAUUUCUUGGCUACUAUAAUGUUCAAGUGCAGUGAUACAGUUAGAAGUUGUACAACAAGGGAAUGUUUCUUUAACCCCAUCAAAAGUGAAAGGGACCCAGCUUGGUUUCUCUAGAUUAA